AUGAAAACUCUGAUGACACCUUCUGAACUAAAAAAUUACCAGGACGGUAAAAUCAAAUGGCGUUCUUUAAAGCUAGAAAACAUACUACAAGGUGCGACUGAACCUACUACGAUAAGAAGAUCAUCAAUAUCGUACGAUGAUGGAAAAAUAGGAAGAAAAAGGGAGGUUGAAAAUAAAGCUGAGCCCAUGAAAAAGAAGCCUCGUCAUGAAAAAGACGGAGAAGAACCUAUCGAUGUCAAUGUUGAAAUGGUUAGCCAAUAA
Molecule: messenger RNA, 261 nt
Organism: Cooperia oncophora
Lineage: Eukaryota; Metazoa; Nematoda; Chromadorea; Rhabditida; Trichostrongylidae
Source: the annotation of a GenBank genome assembly